AUGUAUUUUGCUCACAAUUUAUUUGAAAAACCAAAACAAGAAUCCUUUAAUAUCGAUAUUGCAGUCCUUGACAUUAUGAUUAGGAUUAUGAAUUUAUAUGACAUGAACAAUGGAAAUAUCGGAUUUAUUUUGAAAGGUUAUGGCAAGCUUGGUUGGCGACAUCUUAGGGAUAAUAACCUCGAAUUGAUUCCUCAAAUUAUUGACUUUGUAGUUCCGACAAUUAAUGAUGUAUAUGAUGAUGAUCUUAAACUGCGCUUUCUUCAAGGAGACCUUUAUAUAAAUACUUCAGGAAAUUCUUCAAGGCAAGCCAGAAGAAAACAAAUAUUGCAUGGGAUUCAAAGCAAUCAAAAGGAUCCAAGAACUUUAGAGAAUCUCAUACCAGUUGAAAAUCCAGACAAUUCUCAAGAUGCAGAUGAAUUUCGACUAAAGGCGUUGUUGAAGCAAAAGGCAGACGAACUCAAAACAUUGUUUCUUCAACGUAGAAAUGACUUGCCUGUUCUCAGGAACAGAACUAAUGCAGAACUUAUCGGAUUCAAGUCCAAGAGUUCUUCAGAUGAAAAAUCGAACGAAAAGAAACAUAUAACAACUAUCGAAGAUUUAUUUGCUAAUCUUGACAAGUACUGUGAAGAAAUCAUCCACGCAUACCAUACGCUUAAGAACUUCAUCAUUGAAGGCUAUCAUCAAUAUUACGAUAAAGAAGGAAAUCUCAUACCACAAUCAGAUUAA
This is a messenger RNA of Trichomonas vaginalis G3, 726 nucleotides long. RefSeq lists its product as uncharacterized. The record is from RefSeq and is a predicted model, not a curated record. NCBI's taxonomy places the organism in Eukaryota, Parabasalia, Trichomonadida, Trichomonadidae. Bases 1 to 726 code for a protein of 241 amino acids. The transcript has a single exon.